Arctia plantaginis is the source of this 1299-nucleotide messenger RNA. The record is from the annotation of a GenBank genome assembly. Lineage: Eukaryota; Metazoa; Arthropoda; Insecta; Lepidoptera; Erebidae.
AUGUGGGGUGUCCUACACCUUUGUCGCUGCACUCAGUCGCUGCGGGCAGCUCAGGGCAAGCUCUCUCUAUCGCAAGUUUCUGGCAUGCGAAACAGCUUUAAUUCUACUAGUCUAGUCAGCAGACAACUUAUCACUCAAACUAAACAUAGUAAAGCAAACAGUUGGAAAGGAUUAAGGCUAAGCGAGAAAAUCAAAUCAAAUGGCCUGCUGGUCCGCUUCUGUUCAUCUGCGCCAAAGCCCAAGCGCUCCAAACUGGUGGGCUACUGGCUCCUGGGCUGCUCCGGCAUGGUGUUCACAGCUGUCGUUCUAGGUGGUGUGACUAGGCUCACAGAGUCAGGAUUAUCGAUGGUGACGUGGAAGCUCCUGGGGGAGAAGAUGCCUCGCUCUGAGGAGGAGUGGCAAAAGGAAUUCGAGAAGUAUCAACAGUUUCCUGAAUUUAUAUACAAGAACCAAAGCAUGACCCUGUCAGAGUUCAAGUGGAUAUGGUACAUGGAGUUCGCGCACCGAACCUGGGGCCGGGCGAUAGGCGCGUGCGUGUUCCUGCCGGCCGCCUUUUUCUGGGCGAAAGGGUACCUCGACAAGGGCAUGAAGGCUCGGGUCGGGGUCUACUGUGCUCUCGUGGCUGCUCAGGGUCUAAUGGGCUGGUACAUGGUCAAAUCUGGGCUGGAAGAUCGCUUCCAAGGCCCGUCGGACGUCCCGAGAGUAUCUCAGUACCGGUUGGCGGCGCAUCUGUCGUUGGCGUUCAUCCUGUACACGGGGCUGCUAGCCGGAGCCCUGCGGGUGCUCCGCCCCUUCCCGCCGGGGACGCUUAGUAAAUUGAAGGAUUUGAAGGGGGUUACAGCGUUUGCGCAUUCCGUUAAGGCUAUGGCGUUUCUGACUGCGGUUUCAGGCGCCUUCGUCGCCGGGCUCGACGCAGGGCUCGUCUACAACUCCUUUCCAAAGAUGGGCGAUCACUGGAUUCCUGACGACAUCCUGGCGUUUUCACCAAAACUGCGUAAUUUGACUGAAAACCCCACCACGGUCCAAUUCGAUCACCGCAUUUUGGGCACAACCACGUUAGCGCUGGCCACCACGCUGUGGCUGGUGGGUCGGGGCCGGCCGCUGUCUCCCGCCGCCAGGAGACUCGUCAACGGGGUCGGCGCUGUGGCAUGGUUACAGGUGGGUCUGGGCAUCCUGACGCUGCUGCAGUACGUCCCGACGGCGCUGGCCGCCUCGCACCAGUCGGGCUCGCUCGUGCUGCUGUCGCUCGCCAUCUGGCUCACGCACGAGAUCAAACUGCUCAAGUACAUACCUAAAUAA